This is a messenger RNA of Tachysurus fulvidraco (yellow catfish), 327 nucleotides long. RefSeq names its product insulin-like 5a (gene insl5a). Lineage: Eukaryota; Metazoa; Chordata; Actinopteri; Siluriformes; Bagridae. The transcript is spliced from 2 exons. The record is from RefSeq and is a predicted model, not a curated record. The coding region runs from base 1 to 327 and encodes 108 amino acids. Gene Ontology annotation, molecular function: hormone activity. Gene Ontology annotation, cellular component: extracellular region.
AUGAGAGGAAGUUAUCGGUUGCCUCUUGUGCCCUUGUUGCUUCUGUGGGCCGUUUGCAGCAUGGUGCAGGUGCAAGCGGAGGUCAAGGCGGUCAAGCUCUGUGGCCGUGAAUUCAUCCGGGCCGUAGUCUACACCUGUGGAGGCUCCAGGUGGAGAAGGCUGCUUACACCCCAAAAUGAUGUGUUUUCUCUUGCAGAGCAGAGCAGUGAUGAGGACCUGAGUGAGAGCACAGGGUUGGAUCUGUCAACACGAGACCUGAACCCCAUGAUGACCAACGUAUGCUGUCAGGUGGGCUGCCGAAAGAGUGACCUUUCUCUCCUGUGCUGA